AUGAGGGAAGAAAGGCAGUCUCCUUGGCUACCGAGACAGGUUCUUUUAUCUCAUGCCGGACCUCUUCUUCCAUGGGGACAACAGAUUUCCACCAGGAUGUACGAGCUUCUUGAGGAACUCAUAGAUGAGUCAAGUUCCAAAUGGUCAUACUGUUAA
Messenger RNA from Prunus armeniaca (apricot), 156 nucleotides. Lineage: Eukaryota; Viridiplantae; Streptophyta; Magnoliopsida; Rosales; Rosaceae. The record is from the annotation of a GenBank genome assembly.